AUGACCGCGCAGGCGCAGACGUGCGUGGAGACACGCGUAUUCAGGCCGGCUGAGGCAGGGGAGACUGGCGGGCCAGACGUGGUCAGCAAGCGGUCCGCGGCCGAGGCCGGCUACGUGGAGGACCCGCUCGUGUCCCUGUUCGCGGUGGCGAGGCGGCGGCCGCCUCUGAUCAACCGAGGCUACUGGAUCAGGGCAGUCGUCAUGGACACGGUCACGAGGUGGUUCUUGGAGAGCUUCGCGCGACAAGAGCCCAGCCAGGUGCUCUCGCUCGGCGCCGGCUUCGAUGCAUCCUUCUUCCGGCUGUCCGCCGCCGGAGAGCUGCCCGCAGGGUGCCGAUACUACGAGGUGGACUUCGACGACGCCGUGGCGCGGAAGCGGGCCCUCAUCGACUCCGACGAGCGGCUCAGGCGCCUGGUGUCGACCGAUGACUCCAGGGACGCCGCGCACUUUGUCGCCGUGGGCGCCGACCUGCGCGACCUGCCUGCGGUUGAGGCGGCGCUGGCCGCCGCGGCGCCGCCGCUGGACGUCCAGCGGCCCACGCUGGUGCUCGCCGAGGUGGCCUUGGCGUACCUGUCGGCGGAGGAGGCGGACGCGGUGCUGCGCUGGGUCUCCUCGAGGCUGCCGCGCUCUGUUGUGUGCGUCUACGAGCAGGUGGCACAGCAGGAUGCCUUCGGCCGCAUCAUGUGCGCGCACUACGCCGGGAUUGACAGCCCGCUCGGAACGCUCGCCGGCCCCUUGCCGUGGGCGAGCGCGGUGGCGGCCUUGAGCUCGGUAGCCGCGGGCGUCGCGUCGGGCCGCGCUGGGGGCGCGCUGCUGGCCGGGGGCUGGCAGCGACACGCGAGGGGGACGGAGGCCAGCCCCACGUCGGCGCCGGCGGGCGCCGGGGCAGUCGCGGCGGCCGCCGCGCACCCGCGAGCUCGAGUUCGGCGGCGACUCGGAGCACAGUGGCUGUUCGUCGAGCUGGCUGUUUGGACGGUGGACAUUCGGGAGCCCCAGAUCCUGGACGCCGAGGCUUACGCGCGGUUGGUGGCUCGCGCGUUCAACGUUCUUUUCGGGAAGCUCGCGCCACAGGACCUCGUCGAGGAUCAGGUGCGGCGCGCCCAGCUUGAUUACCGCGGCGUGGCAGCGAUUGACAGCGAGUCUCGCAUCGCGACGCGGGUGGCCCUAGACGAGGAGGACGAGGGAUUUCCAGCCGACGUGAGGCGGAGAUUGCGAUCCAGACCCCGCGCUACCCCCGACACCUCGGGGCUGGAGGCCGCGGCCGCCGGGUCUCGCGCGGCCGGCGGCGCCGCGCAGGCGCCCGAGCGUUUGGAGCACGUCGCCAGAAGGCAGAAGGACAGGGCGAAGAUCCUGAAACAGUUGCGGCAAAGCCAGCCGACGGCGGCGAAGCGAAGCCCAGGCACGGGCGGCGGCGCGCGCGAGCCCGACGACAGACCGGAGAUCUUCAAGUCCGCCGACCAGCGCGAGCUGGCGCCACAGCACUUGGGGGGCAAUGACUUGGGCCAACCGCGCCAGAGUUGGAGGCAAGGCGCCGACGUGAAAAAUUGCCAGCUUGAGCAGGGGGAUAUCGCCAGCUGGUUCAGCCUCGAUUGUCCGGAGACCGUCGAAGAGCGGGGCCCGGGGAUCACCGAGGCCUGCGACGACGACGCGAUGGGUGCCGAGCAGCUGUCGCUGCAGGACAAGCGAGCCGCCCAGCUCUUGCUGCUUGGCCGCCCUCUCUGCGCAUGGCACGUGGACAGUUCCACUGACCUGGGCGGCGGCGAGGAGGGCGUGGCGGCAGGCGCCAAGGGCUUCGAGGCGGCCGCCAACCAGGCCCGCCGGGAGCUCCAUUCGCCCGAGGAGCCGGACUCCCCGGAGUCCGCGGACGUCCAGUUUCGCGGCGACUGGCCUGCAGGCAUCGCCAGGAAGGGGAUAGGGGACCUUAAAGGGGACCGUGCCACGGAGCGGUUGGGCGUGGAGUUCGCGGCGCUCACGCGCGAGAUUGUGAAGUACCCGAUGACCGCCCGCGGGGUCCCGCGCCACGAGUGGAAGGCACCGCUCACCAAGACGCCCCCGCUGGCUUCGCUGGCGGCGGAGCGCGCCCACGCCACGCACCCUCGUCUCUGGGGUCGAGCGAAGGCGAUUGACGCGGCAGUGGGCGGCGACGCGCGCUGUGCGCGGACCGGCAAAUACCGCGAGCGGCACGGCGUCCUCUUCGCGCAUUGCAGCGCGGCCGCGCGGGCAGCCCUUCGCGCUCACGGAGAUGCGCUGGCCCGCCGCGCGGAGAGCGGCAGGGUGCCUGGGGCGCGCCGACGGCAGGCGCCCGCAGUUACGCCGCCCGCUCGCGGCCGCUCUCGGGCCGACUACCUCGAGCUGCAGAGCGCGCCCGACGCCACCCUCGCCACCUCGCGGGCCUGGGGGGGGUCUGGGUUGCGGCGACAGCUUCGCACCCAACAAAGCAACAACCUCCACGAUGCAGACGCCAACAUCGUCGACUGGAUGACGGAACUCUGCAUCCCGAGCUUCGACUUUUCGGCGGGCCGCAGCGGGCCCAUCGGCUUCUUGCUGCUCCGCGGCGACAAGUACGAGCUCGGCGUGGGCCGCGAUCACUUGCCACGCGGCCUUCGCCAAAUCGAGCGAUGGAGCAAGUCGGACCUUGGGGCUGCCAGUCGGAGGCCCCCUCGCCCUGGGGGAGGUCCAGCUGGAGAGCGAGUGGCGGCGCAGACGGGCAGUUACUUCAGGCCGCCAGAGGCGCUGGAGCUCCGCCCCGAGGACGCGCCCAUCCGGGCGGCCGAGGCUAGCGCGAAGCACGCCAGCAAGGUCGCGCUCCACAUCGCGCUUCGAGCGGGCGGACGCGCCAGCAAAACUGGCAUCUUCGACGACGCCGCGGAGGUCGGCGUGGCCGGCCGCUGGCGGAUCAAGAUAUCGCCGCGCCUGGCCCCGCUGCACGCCCUGGACCUGAACGAGCUGCUGGCAGGGCUGCCGCUGGAGCAGCGGCGCAAAGCAUACUCGCUCGAGCUGUUCGACGAGUUCGAGGAGUGGCGCCUGAAGUGCGCGCACUACGCGGUGUGCUGCGGCGCGGGGCCUGGCCUCUCGGAGGCGCUGGGCGCCGUGGGCCACGGCGGCGUCGCCCUGCCGCCGUGGGACCCUGGCAGGCGGCAGGGCGGCCUGCCGCCUCUGGUGCGCGCCGAGGCGCUCGUGGGCGCG
Prorocentrum cordatum is the source of this 3186-nucleotide messenger RNA. The record is from the annotation of a GenBank genome assembly. Lineage: Eukaryota; Dinophyceae; Prorocentrales; Prorocentraceae.